Molecule: messenger RNA, 225 nt
Organism: Fonsecaea erecta
Lineage: Eukaryota; Fungi; Ascomycota; Eurotiomycetes; Chaetothyriales; Herpotrichiellaceae
Exons: 2
Coding region: 1-225 (74 amino acids)
Source: RefSeq, a predicted model, not a curated record
AUGAGUCUGACCUCCACGUCAGAAGUAGAUACGGAGCUAGAUGUGGUCGUCGGCUUCGAUAAGCGUGUAGCCUGGGCAUUCCAAGAACAACCCAGCCAGCUCGUAAUCGCCCGACCAAAUUCGCCUGCAACCACCACGGAAGACGUUUUGGACGAGUUCAAGAAAUUCGAUCUGCUCCUCUACAGCGGUAUGCGUUUCGAGCCUGACCUGGCCGCUCGCAAGUAG